Messenger RNA from Pygocentrus nattereri (red-bellied piranha), 2465 nucleotides. RefSeq lists its product as uncharacterized. The record is from RefSeq and is a predicted model, not a curated record. Gene Ontology annotation, molecular function: protein binding. The coding region runs from base 215 to 2329 and encodes 704 amino acids. Lineage: Eukaryota; Metazoa; Chordata; Actinopteri; Characiformes; Serrasalmidae. The transcript is spliced from 13 exons.
AUCAAAGAGCUGAUCUGUCUGAGUUUAGAGGAACAUCAGCUCAGAGGGAAAAAGCUCUCCCACCAUAAAAGUCCAGGCCGAGAGCCGAAGCACCACAGGAGGCUCGGAGCUUUGAAAGGACUGGAGAUCCUGAUAAAGAUGGAGCUGAACUUUUCUAACUGAAGACUCUGAAAGACUCUGAACUCCGACCUCAGAAGCAGACUGUCUUUCAGCAAUGAUGCUACUGUAUGUGAUGCUGCUGAUUUUCUCUGGUUUCAUGGAGGCCAAUUCAGAGAAUUUUAAGGUUGUUGGUCCAGCUGCUCCUCUUGUUGUUGAAGCUGGUGAAGUCCUGGUUCUGCCCUGUUCUCUCCAACCCAACAUCAGUGCUGUGGAUAUGACGGUGGCGUGGAUCAGAACAGAUCGGACUGAUACUGACAAUCUAGUGCAUCUCUAUGAAGGUCAUAAAGACACAAAUGUUAAGCAGAUGAAGUCUUACAGAGGAAGAACAGCUCUGUUUAAAGAAGAACUGCAGAAAGGAAACACCUCACUGAAGCUCUCAGCAGUCCAGCCUUCUGAUGAGGGAGUUUAUCAGUGUUACACUGGGUCAGAAUCAUGGUAUGAUGAGGUCAUUGUUCAUGUUGAAGUCAAAAAGCUUUUAAAAGUAGUUGGUCCAGCUGAGCCUGUUGUUGUUGAAGCUGGUGAAGAUCUGGUUCUGCCCUGUUCUAUUGAACCCAGGAUCAGUGCUGAAGAUAUGGUGGUAGAGUGGAUCAGACUGUACCUGAAUGACAGAUUAGUGCACCUGUAUGUAGAUUAUGAAGACAGAAAUCAGGAACAGAUGGAGUCUUACAGAGGAAGAACAAGCUUAUUCAAAGAAGAACUAAAAAAAGGAAACACUUCACUGAAACUCUCAGCAGUUCAACCUUCUGACGAGGGAGUUUAUCAGUGUUACGUUCGGUAUGGGAACUUGGAUGAUGAUGUAAAUAUAUAUGUUGAAGUUAAAGGAAAAGGUUUUCAUGCUUGGAAGAUUGUCCUCAUCUGCAUGUCAGCUUUUGCCAUUACAUUAACCGCUUUUACAGCUUACAUCGUGAAAGAUACAUUCUCAAAAAAGCAGCUCUCUCCUGCACAAUGUUCAGUCAUGACCUACAUGCGAGUCCAGUCAGAGAAUAAGAAGGAAGAACUGAACCUGAAGAAAUUCAACACAUCAGAGGAGGGAUACAGAAGACUCAUCCCAGCUGUCACAAACUGCAGAAAGGCUCAAUUUGCUGGCUGUAGCCUCACUGCACUGUCCCUUGAAAUUUUGAGUACAGCUCUAAAAACAGAAAAUUCCUCUGUAAAAGAGCUGGACCUCAGUAAAAAUGACCUGCAGGAUGCAGGAGUGGAAAAGCUCUCUUCUGGACUCAAGAGUUCACACUGUAAAUUGGAGAUAAUCAGACUUGCUGUGUGUAAACUCAGCGCACAGUCCUGUGACACUCUGCAGUCAGUUUUACAAGCAGAAACCUCCUGCCUGAAAGAACUAGACCUCAGUAAUAAUGACCUGCAGGAUGCAGGAGUGGAGAAGCUCUCUGCUGGACUGAAGAGUUCAAACUGCAAACUGCAAAUACUAAGAUUGUCUGGUUGUAUGAUCAAAGAGGAAGGCUGUUCUUCUCUGGCUUCAGCUCUGAGUUCAAACCUGUCGCACCUGAAAGAACUGGAUCUGACCUACAAUCACCCAGGAGAGUCAGGCGUGAAGGUGCUCUCAGCUAGACUGGAGGAUCCACGAUGCACACUAAGAACUCUCAGAGUGGAACAUGGAGGUGAAAACAGAAUCAAACCAGGACUGAAGAAAUAUUCCUGUGACUUCACUCUGGAUCCAAACACAGCGCACAGUCUUCUCUCUCUGUCUGACGGGAACAGGAAGGUGAAGUGUGUGAGAUCUCAGUCAUAUCCUGAUCAUCCAGAGAGAUUUGAUUACUGGGAGCAGGUUCUGUGUAGAGAGAGUCUGAUUGGACGCUGUUACUGGGAGGCCGAGUGGAGCGGGACGGUUCAUAUAGCAGUAACAUAUAAAUCAAUCAGGAGGAAAGGAGACAGUGAGGACUGUGGGUUUGGAUGGAAUGAAAUGUCCUGGAUUCUGAGCUGCUCUGAUGACAGUUACUCUGUCUGUCACAAUAAUAAUGAGACUGAACUCUCUGCUCGACCGUCCAGUGAGAGAGUAGGAGUGUAUGUGGACUGUCCGGCCGGCUCUCUGUCCUUCUACAGCGUCUCUGAUGAUCAAACACUGACGCACCUUCACACGUUCAGCACCACAUUCACUGAACCGCUCUGCGCUGGGUUUACAGUGUGGAUCAGAGGCUCCUCAGUGUGUUUAAAAUAAAAUCUCCUCCUGAGUGAAACACAAACCAUAAAAAUAUCAGAUGGAGACGAUGUUCAGAACCAGUGGAAGAUCUACAAUAAAGAACUGAUUAAACUCCCAGAAUUAUGAUCAUUUAAUAAAAUAAAGUGCUGAUAAA